AAAUUUCAAAUCUAUUAUUACAACUUAGAAGAAGUGGGUAAUAGGGAAAUUGUGUGUUAUUACAUGUUGUGGAAGCAUGCAAUAAAAAACAAACGGAAAUUAUUGAUGGAGGCAGGUGGUUGGUUGCGGAGAAUGGAGAUGGCUCUCGAGUGGCAAAAUAGUAGUUUUCUGUGAAAGAUAGUCCCUUUCUCAUAGGAAGAAGCCCAUAAAUAAAAACCCCCUUUCCACGCCAAAGCUCUUCACUUCAUUGGCUCCUUCCUCCCUCCCUCAAUCCUUGCUUCUGUCCGGCCAUCUCAUUGUUAACCAGUUUCCGUUCCACGGCGUCGGCUAUGACAAGCUCGUCAGGCAGCUGCCGGCGGCGAGUAGUCCCGCUUCUGUUGGCUCUACUAAUCUGCACCGCCGCCUCCCACCACCUCGUGUCCUCCCAGAUCCUCGACGGCCUGCUUCCGAAUGGAGACUUCGAGCACGGCCCGAAGAGAUGGGAAAUGAAAGGCACGGUGGUGACAGGCAAAGGCGCCAUCCCAAACUGGGAAACCUCCGGCUUGGUGGAGUACAUCAAGUCCGGGCAGAGGCAGGGCGACAUGCUCCUCGUGGUUCCCAACGGCGCGUUCGCCGUCAGGCUGGGCACCGACGCCUCCAUCAAGACGGCGUCGUUGAGAGUGAGGAAAGGCAAGUUAUACGCCCUCACCUUCAACGUCGCCCGCACCUGCGCCCAGGAGGAGAUGCUCAACGUCUCCGUCUCGCCCCACGGCGCCGCCGCCGCCGCCGCCGGGAUACUCCCCAUGCAGACCAUGUACAGCUGCAACGGCUGGGACGCUUUCGCCUGGGGCUUCAAGGCUCUGGCCGACCAAGUCGUCGUCACGUUCCACAACCCGGCCGUCGACGAGGAGGAUCCGGCGUGCGGCCCCCUGCUCGAUUCCGUGGCGUUGAAGCUUCUCUCUCAUGCCACACGCCCUAAAGGGAAUAUGCUGAAGAACGGUGACUUCGAGGAGGGACCAUACUUCAUCCCAAACAUAUCCACCGGCGUCCUCAUCCCGUCCCACAUGGAAGACGACCACUCCCCGCUGGUGGGCUGGAUCGUCGAGUCCCUCAAGGCCGUCAAGUACGUGGACGCGGCCCACUUCAAGGUCCCCAAGGCCCAGCGGGCCGUCGAGCUCCUGGCCGGCCGGGAGAGCGCCGUGUCCCAGGUCGUCCGGACCACCCCGGGGAAGACCUACGUCCUGAGGUUCGCCGUCGGGGACGCGGGCGACCAGUGCGUGGGGGCCCUCGCGGUGGAGGCCUACGCCGGCGACAACAAGGUUCAGGUGACGUACCAGUCCCAAGGGAAAGGUGGGUCCCAGCCGGGCGUGCUGCGGUUCAAGGCGGUGAAACGUCGUACGAGGAUUACUUUCAUGAGCUCGUACUAUACCAUGAAGAACGACCACACUGGGGCGCUGUGCGGGCCGCUGUUGGACGACGUGACGUUGGUCAGCGCUCGUUACCCGAGGAAUUAGUUCAUGUGAAAGUGAGAGAGAGAGGUGUAAUUAAUUACGUCGUACACUGUCUGUCUGUCUGUCUGGAGGAUGGUUAAUUAAUUUUCUGGAUUGCUUCGUUUGUUUAUUGCUUGGGUUUUCAUGUAGUAGUGGGAGAUCUCAUUAGAGGGCUUAAUGUUUGUUACAAAGAAGCUCCUUUGCAACUGCAGCCGCGGCCCGUCUUUUUAAUUAAGUCAAUAAUAUAUACAGCCCUUUUGAUUAAGU
Molecule: messenger RNA, 1736 nt
Organism: Linum tenue
Lineage: Eukaryota; Viridiplantae; Streptophyta; Magnoliopsida; Malpighiales; Linaceae
Source: the annotation of a GenBank genome assembly